Messenger RNA from Arabis nemorensis, 606 nucleotides. NCBI's taxonomy places the organism in Eukaryota, Viridiplantae, Streptophyta, Magnoliopsida, Brassicales, Brassicaceae. The record is from the annotation of a GenBank genome assembly.
AUGGCAUCUGUAAAUCCUGUGAACCGUCGCCGCCGUAGACGGAAGGAGAAGAAGAACAACAAGGCAUCUCAGACCGGCGUAGAAGAGAAGGAAGACGUUUCUGGUGCUUCCGAUUCUAAGGAGGASGCGGAUCCGCAUCAACAGGUAURUGAGGAGAUUGUGAUUGAGUAUGUUCCAGAGCAAGUCAAAUUUGAAGAUGGAUUUAACGAUGAAUUUAAMCAAAUCUUUGAGAAGUUCAACUUUCGGGAACSUGUUGCCUCUAAUGACGAUGGUAAGAAGGAUGAGCCUGAGGAGAAAGAAGAUGUAAAGAAGAAGGUUGAUUCAGAUGCAGAUGAAGAAAAGAAGGAUAACCAGAACAAAGAGAAUGUCAUCUCUAACAAGAAGAAAAAGAGUGGUGAAUCGGAGAAUGUCGCAAUCUACCGUCGAUUUACCGCCAAAAGGAAUGAUAUGCUUGUACAGAAGGGUCUUAAAGCCCCUAGAUUUCUCAAGACUGGAACAACUAUCGUUGGGUUGAUUUUCCAGGAUGGUGUGAUACUUGGGGCUGAUACUCGGACAACUGAAGGGCCUAUUGUAGCUGAUAACGCAGAUCAAAUUCGCGUCUUUUGA